Molecule: messenger RNA, 517 nt
Organism: Capsella rubella
Lineage: Eukaryota; Viridiplantae; Streptophyta; Magnoliopsida; Brassicales; Brassicaceae
Product: S-protein homolog 20
Exons: 1
Coding region: 23-454 (143 amino acids)
Source: RefSeq, a predicted model, not a curated record
UAUAGAGCCAUUCACAAAUAUUAUGAAAAACAAUUUCAUAAUGGGUGGCUCAUCUGCAUUUCACAUAAUAUUUAGUGUCACAUUCAUAGCUAUUCUCUUUGGUGGUCAUUGCGUGGCUGGUGCGCAUAUAGCUGUGGAUAUCAUCAACGAUAUUGGUCCAAAUGUUCAACUGGGACUACACUGCAAAUCGAAGGACAAAGAUCUCGGAUCACAAUCUUUAGCCCCUCAACAACACUGGGGAUUUAGAGAAGCUAUCAACAUUUGGGAAACAACUUUGUUCUAUUGUCACUUUGAAUGGGGUAAUCAAUCUAAAUGGUUUGAUAUUAUUUAUAUAAAAAGAGAUCAAUGGGUAUGCGAACAUCAUGAUCAGUGUGUUUGGAGUAUAAGACCUGAUGGUCCAUGUAGAUUAACAGGCCAGGAAAAAUGUUUCCCAUGGCAUGAUGCUGCUAUUUGAAUACCUUUGUAACCAGAUUUGAUAUUUCUAAGCUAAAGAAUAAACAUCUAUAUUAUUGUCCUA